AGGAUCACACGUGUUUUAAUAGUCUCAAAUUAAAACAUUUAGAGCAACCAUGCUAUAUUUUUUUUAUUUGUGUUUGUUAAAUAAAAUGUGCUAUAUCUUAUUUCCAAUUUUUUUUCAUAAAAUAGUUCCAUUUUAAUGAAUUCUCAGCUAGAGAACUUUCUUUGUUUUCUCUGUUUGUCACAGAUUUUUAUCAAUGGCUAUGGUUAAUUUGAUGCCUUUUCCACAACAGUUAUUCAUCCAAACUUUUUUUCAAAAGUUGAGGUUGUCCAUCAUCAUCUUAACAACACAAGACAAAGAUGGGGAAUGUGAAUCCUGUCGUUGGAAUGGCAUGGUUCAGCAUCUGUGUCUGCCUUCCUUUAACCUUUGUGGUCUUUCUCUUUGCCUGUUGGAAGGCAAGAAGAGGACAGGUUCCUGUCUACUACAUGAACCUUCUGAUAUCCAAUCUAAUCCAGCUCUUCAGUAUGAUUGAUUGGGUAGUUCAGAGCAACGGUGUAUCAUUCAUAUCCCUUGUUCUCUUUCACAUUGCUGCCAUUGCCAGUCUUGGAUUUAGGAUGGGCAUUGCUUUGGAGAGGUACUGUUUCAUCGCCUUCCCACACUUUGAAUACAUCAGACAAACUAAAGGCUCUGUGCUGUUCUGUACCACUGUCUGGGGUGUUUGUUUCAUCAUGGUCCCCAUUCCACUAGCCUUUAAUAGAAUUUCAACUAGUCUAUUGACUAUUCUGCCUGCUCCUGUGUUCAUCAUUUGUCUGGCUGAAACCAUAAGACUCAUGUGUCAAGCAGCCCCUUUCGCAACCUUAGUCCCCAACGAAGUUAAACAAAGAAUUCUGGCAACUUUGAUUGUGUUGAUGCUCAAUUACAGUCUAAUGAUCUUCCCUUGUGCAAUUGUAAACAUUGUAUUUCCAAUUUUCAGUUUACUCAAUUAUUUUCCAACUGGUAUUGGUUGUUUAUAUCAGUUCAGUUCAUUCAUGGACUUGAUUCUUUUUGCCUUGACACUUAAAGGCCCCAUUGACAAGUUGCUCGGGCGUUUGUGCUGCUGCUCUAUGGCUUAUCCUGUAGUUCAUGCAAGCGCCCCAAUGUCAGUGUGAAAAAAGCACAAAUACAAAAUAAGCUUCUGUGUACAUACGAAAAGAAGGAAAAAGCUGUAGCUUUUGCAAAUAAGACAGGUAAUAACACACUGCGCUGUUGGAAGCAUCUCAGAAGUAAAAUAUAAAUAAAUGACUGACAGAUUCAAAAAAGUAACUAAAAAAGCAAUGUGAGACAAUUCUAUGUUAACGUAUAUUUUGAACUUCUAUCUACAAAUAAUCAAAUGAGAUAAAUGUUUUUAUUCCUGUUUCUUGAUUGUAAUUUUUGUAUUAAAAAUGCAUGACGUAUA
This is a messenger RNA of Oryzias latipes (Japanese medaka), 1372 nucleotides long. The record is from RefSeq and is a predicted model, not a curated record. NCBI's taxonomy places the organism in Eukaryota, Metazoa, Chordata, Actinopteri, Beloniformes, Adrianichthyidae.